Messenger RNA from Gastrolobium bilobum, 2342 nucleotides. RefSeq names its product calcium-dependent protein kinase 28-like. NCBI's taxonomy places the organism in Eukaryota, Viridiplantae, Streptophyta, Magnoliopsida, Fabales, Fabaceae. Gene Ontology annotation, biological process: protein autophosphorylation; intracellular signal transduction; peptidyl-serine phosphorylation. Gene Ontology annotation, molecular function: calcium-dependent protein serine/threonine kinase activity; ATP binding; calcium ion binding. The record is from RefSeq and is a predicted model, not a curated record. Gene Ontology annotation, cellular component: nucleus; cytoplasm. The coding region runs from base 217 to 1932 and encodes 571 amino acids. The transcript has 12 exons.
CUCUCUCUCUCUUUCUGUCAUUCGUUCAAAAGUCUCUUUUGACCACCCCCUCCUUCUUCCCUUCUUCUUCGUCCUUGCUUCUUCCUUUCCUUCAUCUCUCUCUCUCUCUUCCUUCUCUAUGUUCUAAUGAAUGAUAACUGCUCCCGCGUAAUCAAAGUCUUCUUCUGCCUUUGAUCUCUCCACAACACUCUUCACCAUUUCUCUUCAUCUCCGAUCAUGGGUAUCUGUUUCUCCGCUACGAAGGUCAGCGGUUCUAACAGCAACUCCACCAACGCCGCCGGCUCCGGCGGCAAUCGCAAUCGCAAAUCUUCAAAGCCGCAAUCAAGGACGUCGGCAACGGCGACGAGGACGACGACGGAGACGGUGGUGACGGUGCAUAAGCAACAAGCGUCGAACGGGCAACGGCGGAGAGUGCCGGAGGAGACCCAGAAGAAUUCGCAGAACCAAAGACCCAAAGAGAAAACGAACACGCGGCGCCAAGGUGCCCAUCUACCGUGCGGAAAGCGCACAGAUUUCGGUUACGAGAAAGACUUUGACCAGAGAUUCUCCCUCGGGAAAUUGUUGGGACAUGGCCAAUUCGGUUACACCUAUGUUGGAAUAAAUAAAGCUAAUGGGGAUCGUGUUGCCGUUAAGAGACUCGAGAAAAACAAGAUGGUUCUCCCCAUAGCUGUUGAGGAUGUUAAGCGAGAGGUCAAGAUUUUGAAAGAACUUACAGGCCAUGAAAAUGUGGUUCAGUUCUAUAAUGCCUUUGAGGAUGAUUCAUAUGUGUACAUAGUUAUGGAGUUAUGUGAGGGUGGAGAACUGCUAGAUCGGAUAUUGGCUAAGAAGGACAGUCGUUAUACUGAAAAAGAUGCUGCAGUGGUUGUAAGACAGAUGCUUAAGGUUGCGGCUGAGUGUCAUUUACAUGGUUUGGUACAUCGGGACAUGAAGCCAGAGAAUUUCCUUUUCAAAUCAGCCAGAGAAGAUUCAUCUUUAAAGGCUACCGACUUUGGUUUGUCUGAUUUCAUAAAACCUGGAAAGAGGUUUCAAGAUAUUGUUGGCAGUGCUUAUUAUGUUGCACCAGAAGUAUUAAAACGGAAGUCAGGCCCUGAAUCAGAUGUAUGGAGUAUUGGUGUGAUUACAUACAUAUUGCUUUGUGGGAGACGCCCAUUUUGGGAUAAGACCGAGGAUGGUAUCUUCAAGGAGGUCUUACGGAACAAGCCCGAUUUCCGUCGGAAACCGUGGCCAACCAUAAGUAAUGCUGCAAAAGAUUUUGUGAAGAAAUUGUUGGUUAAAGAUCCUCGGGCAAGAUUAACUGCUGCUCAGGCUCUAUCACAUCCAUGGGUUAAAGAAGGAGGAGAGGCAUUGGAGAUUCCUAUUGAUAUAUCUGUCUUGAACAACAUGCGACAGUUUGUGAAGUAUAGUCGAUUGAAACAAUUUGCACUGAGGGCAUUGGCUAGCACGCUUAAUGAAGAAGAGUUAUCUACUCUAAAAGAUCAGUUCGAUGCAAUAGAUGUGGACAAAAAUGGUUCUAUUAGUCUUGAAGAGAUGAGACAGGCUCUUGCUAAAGAUCUCCCUUGGAAGUUGAAAGAAUCACGUGUACUAGAGAUAUUACAAGCGAUAGACAGUAACACCGACGGGUUAGUGGAUUUCACUGAGUUUGUAGCAGCUACGUUACAUGUGCAUCAAUUAGAGGAACAUGACUCUGACAAGUGGCAGCAUCGGUCACAGACUGCUUUUGAGAAAUUUGACUUAGAUAAGGAUGGCUUUAUUACUCCAGAUGAACUUAGAAUGCAUACGGGUUUGAGAGGCUCCAUUGAUCCAUUGCUUGAGGAAGCCGAUAUUGACAAAGAUGGAAAAAUCAGCUUACCAGAAUUUCGUAGACUUCUAAGAACUGCAAGCAUUGGUUCUCGACAUGUAACAAGCCCAGCUCGCCAUCAGCGGAAGAUCUAGAUUAGACGUAUUUAAGAGCUGAGAUAAUUCAGGAUAUGAGAUUGGUGGAUUUCCUUUAAGAUGGUCUCCUGUGCAGAUUGUGCUGAAGCCCCUAAGAUAUCUAUUAUGCAGAUUUUGCUCUCUCUGGCCAUUCUAUGGAAUACUAAAACUCCAGUUAUAUUGACUAUGGCAUCCCGCACAGGACACUAUCUUAAGCUUAGUCUAGGGGACUAUGUCAAGAGGUGUUUAAUUGAGUGUGUAGACCCUGCAUGAUUGGCUUCAAGUAUCAGUGUUUCAUCAGUGUACAUCAUUCAAGUGUCAGGGUUUUCUGGGCUUGCUCGUGUCUUACAUGCAAUGUGUAAUUAUAAAUAAAAAUGUUCUACUCGAAAAAAAAAAGUCCCACAAAUAAUUGUCAAAUGAAAUAUAUUUAG